Messenger RNA from Solea senegalensis (Senegalese sole), 3327 nucleotides. RefSeq names its product forkhead box A3 (gene foxa3). Bases 462 to 1865 code for a protein of 467 amino acids. Gene Ontology annotation, biological process: cell differentiation; regulation of transcription by RNA polymerase II; anatomical structure morphogenesis. The record is from RefSeq and is a predicted model, not a curated record. Gene Ontology annotation, molecular function: transcription factor binding; protein domain specific binding; DNA-binding transcription factor activity, RNA polymerase II-specific. The transcript is spliced from 2 exons. Lineage: Eukaryota; Metazoa; Chordata; Actinopteri; Pleuronectiformes; Soleidae.
AGGAGCGGGGCGGGACCUGUGGGCUCGUAUAAGAGCAGCACGGCCAAGUUCCUCUACUGUAUUUGAGCUCAGCACCUCCUCCUGCGUCCUGAGGCCCCGGCACUCAUCUCAUCUGCUGAGCCACAACCAGAGAGUGUAGGGUUUAGAAAACAAUGGACGAGUGACAGACAUAUUAAAAUAUAUUGACUUCACUUCACUGUCCACGAGCAGAGCGACUCGCCUCCAUUUAGCAUUUUCCUUUUUUUAUUUGACUCCAAAAACAUUUUUUUUGGAUCGAGGUGGAGACAAAUCUGUGUUUGGAUUUGUCCCUGAAAACUUCCAGCUCUGCGAAGGAUUUUAUAUUUUUUUAAUUAAUUUCUCCUUUUUUCACCUUUCAAAAAAAAAGGGAAAAAAAAGAAAGACAAGGGAGGAAAGAAAACCCGGUCCUGCACAAGUUUAUCCUCAAGAGGUUUGUGUUGGGGAUGUUGAGCUCUGUGAAGAUGGAAACCCAUGAUCUGCCAGAGUGGAAUACUUUCUACAGCGAAGCCAGCGAGAUGUACUCAUCUCCCGCCACCAUGAACUCUGGUCUAGGUUCCAUGAGCUCCAUGGGAACCAGCUACAUCAACCUGAACCCAGCCACUGCCUCCCCAGCAGGUAUGAACAUGGCGUACCCCAGCUCCUCCCUCAGCGGUUCAUCGCUGGUCUCCAUGGCGUCCGGGCCCAGCCACAUGUCCCUCUCCCCAGUGACUUCUUCCCUCAACUCAAGCUCUCUCGCUCAGCUGGGCCCUGCUGCAUCCAGCUCCUUGGGCUCCCUGUCCCACUACCAGAACAUGGGCCAGUCCAUGAGUCAACUGGGAUACCCCUCAACCGGAACCCUGAGCCGUGCCGGGCCCAAGGAGCUUCCCCCGAAGCCAUAUCGACGCUCCCUGACCCACGCCAAGCCACCAUACUCGUACAUCUCCCUCAUCACCAUGGCGAUCCAGCAGAGCGGCUCCAAGAUGCUCACUCUGAAUGAGAUCUACCAGUGGAUCAUGGACCUGUUCCCCUACUACCGUGAGAACCAGCAGCGCUGGCAGAACUCCAUUCGCCACUCGCUCUCCUUCAACGACUGCUUUGUGAAGGUGGCUCGCUCGCCAGACAAGCCAGGCAAAGGUUCUUACUGGACUCUGCACCCGGCAUCGGGCAACAUGUUUGAGAAUGGCUGCUACCUGAGGCGACAGAAGCGCUUCAAGAUCGAGGAGAAGUUGAAGAAAGCAGGCAAGAGCCAGGAGGGGGGUUCAGGGAAAGGAGGCCACGGUGGAGAUCACCUGGUGGGGGAUCACAGCCCCACAGGAGGAUCAGAGGGCGCUGACUCCGCCCAUUCAGACAACUCCCACCCGGGCUCUUCAGAUGACCAGCCGCUUUCCAGAAACUCCCUGGUUCCACUAGACCGCCCUCCACUGUCAUCCUCACACCUCCAUAGCCCACCCAUCUCUCUGCCACCAUCAUCCUCCACCUCAUCCUCCAUCCCUCCCUCCUCCCUGUCCCUCUCUGUCGCCUCCUCUGCUUCCUCCUCCAACCCUCUCCUCCACUCCCAGUCCUUAGCAGGUAGCAGCCACCUCCUGGCCAGCACCAUGCAUCAACACAUGGACCUACAGAGCGAUGCCCUCAAGUCCCUGGAUCCCCACUACAAUUUCAACCACCCCUUCUCCAUCACCAACCUCAUGUCCAACGAGCAGAAGAUGGACCUGAAGUCCUACCAGGACCAGGUGAUGGCCUACAACAGCUACACUGGUGGCUCUCCUGUGACAGCCAAGCAGAUCUACGACAGCCCCGGGCCGGCGGCCAUGGACUCUGGUGCUUAUUACCAAACUCUGUACAGUCGCUCGGUGCUCAACGCCUCCUAAAGUGGACACUGACGUACAUCUACACACCUGUCUGUCGUGGUGAGCCAAGAUGGAGACUUUUCUCCUUUCUGCUUGUCUUUUCUAAAAUGGACACCCAUGCUCUCUUUAUCUACCUGUCUGUCCUCGUCUGUGGCUCACGUCCAGUGGCCUUGAAAGAGUCUCACAUCUAAAAUGGCUGCCGUGUUUGAAGGACUAAAGAACCCCCCCCUUUUUUUUAUUUAACCAGCUCUAAUGAACAUGGAAAGUGGGGCUGGUUACAUGGAGGACAGAAAAAGAGGAGAAGUGGUCACUGAUAAUGAAGACAUUUGACUCAUCCGUGUGUUUGAGUCAACAUAGACGUGAGAUCCCGCCGUCGCAGGUGCACACUGCGCGGCUAAAUUGGCUUUUGUACAAAAUGUAAAUAGAGCUAAUGUGUGGGGGAAAAGGAUAUUUGCAUUUAUUUAUGAAGGGAAUAAAUUUUAAUAUAUCUUGUUUAUGUGCUCUAUCAACAGUUACAACCCAAAUGUGACUUCUUUUUUUAAAAACCAAAAAAACAAAACAAAAACAAAGGCGAGUUUCAGGUUACUGCUUCAGGCAGGUGUUACUGCAGCGGGAGACAGUUGAGUACAUUUCCUUUUUGUUACAACAUUUCAUGUUAGGUCUGUUGUGUCAGGCGUCCAUCAAUGUAAAUGUAGCUUAUUAAGAAAAAACUAACAAAAGAAAAAAAAAACGAACGACGUGUAAUUUUGUGUGAUAUGACGAAGGUUAAAAGGCCAUUUUGUCAUUGAUGGAGCACAGAAGAUUUAAAGUUAAACUUCAGCCAGAAAGAAGGAGACAAAGUAACUGUGGUAAAAACAAACAAACAAAAAAAAACUUAAAUACAUUUUUUUGCAUUUCUGUUAUUCAUGGCCCAGAGUCAUUUCCUGUUGUUACCUAUAUGAGUGCAUUGGAGCUAAGUGGUUUCCCACAGACAGAGGAGGUGCAUGGGAGAAUUCAGUCAGUUACUAAAACAGUGGAGGGGAGGAGAGAUGCACUAUGGGAGGAUUUACAUACAGUACUUUGCACUAUGGAGCUCCCACUGGUCAGGUGGGCUGAUAGUGUGUGUGUGUGAGUGUGUGUGCGUUACAACAAUACUUAAAUGUGAGAAUGAAUGACCCCCUUACACUGUCAGUGCAUCUGCUCAGUGGGAUCAGUGGAACAAUGUCACAGGUUGUGAAAUGACCCUCGCUGUCCAGUCACUUCCUUUUUUUCUUCACGAUGACCUGACAGAGAGAGAGAGAGAUCAAUGUGUUGACGAUCGAUUGAAGGAUUAAAACAGCAGAGGACGCGGAAGUUUCAGGUCACAUGACUGUCCUCUGUGGAGCAUAUUUUAGUUUCAAAGAGAAGUGUCUUUUAUUUAAGCUAUGUUCCUUUUCAAACUUUGAAAGUGUGCUGAUAUAAUAUAUUGUUUUUUUGUGUCGUUGUUUUUGUUGUUGGUUUAAAU